Schistosoma margrebowiei is the source of this 3276-nucleotide messenger RNA. The record is from the annotation of a GenBank genome assembly. Lineage: Eukaryota; Metazoa; Platyhelminthes; Trematoda; Strigeidida; Schistosomatidae.
AUAUGAAAAUAAUUAUGAUGUCAUUGAAUUGAUAAAAUAUAAAAUUUGGUAAAAGUGCAUAGAGAUUAAUUAAAUAAUAAUUAUAAUAGUAGUAUCAUAAUAAACAAAGAAAAAAUAUAACAAUGAUUAUAUUAUACAACAUUAUAAUGAUCAUAAAUUUAUUAUAUAAUGUGAAUUGUAAUUAUUCAAGCAUCAUUGAACCCGUCAUUUAUGGAGGUCAUCAGUUAAUAGUGAAUCAGAAUGGGAAAGUGGAUUUUAUGAAACCAGAAAUUAUUAGUAUCAAUAGUCAAUCACAAAAUAUUCCACCUCAUAAAACUCCUGAAGUUAAACAAUCAGUAGAAGAUAUUUCAAAAGACAAAAGACGAAUAGCACAGAAUUACUUUUUUCAUAGUGUACAAAUUCCAGAAAGUUUAAUACAAUUUCUUCUUGAUCGAUUUGUUUCAAUAAGUUAUGCACUUCAUGGAUUUAGAACAGUAAAACCAAGGCAUUUAUGCGGUGGUCUACUCAUUAGUAAUGAAUGGGUAUUAACUGCAGCUCAUUGUAUUAGUCCAUUUCAAAGUAUAGAUUUUCAUGUUGCAUUUGUACAUCUUGAAUCCUGUAAUGAAUUAUGGAAGAAAUUACAAUUAGAAACAGAAAUAAAACAAAUCACAAGUUCUGAACAACGACAAGAAUAUGAAUGGAUAAAUAUUUGUAAACAAAGUUUGAUUGAUAAUUCUAUUGGUCAAAAGUGUCCUUUUAGUUAUUUAUGCGCUGGUGGAAGAUAUGUAGAUGGUGAUACAUGUCAAGGAGAUAGUGGUGGACCACUUUUAUGCAUUGAAUCAAAAAAUUAUUCGAAAUUUAUAAAGCGGCAAAAAUGUCGUAAGAUGUUGUCAAUAAAUGGCCAAUCAAUUCAAUCAAGACUCAGUAGCUAAAUGGAUAAUGCAAUGGCAUUUGAAGUGAACGGUACUGGGUUCGAGUACCCGAGUGAACAUCAACUCUGAGAUGCAGGUACAUCCGACUGAUGAGUCUCAAAUAGGACGAAAUGCGCGUCCUGGAUUCCACUGUUAGCCACUAACCAUCUUUGCUUAAAAAGCUUGUGAUUUAAGGCAAUAUCGAGGCAAUCCGAACAUGAUGCAUAUAUGCCAAUAAGAGACUGAUCAAUUGCAGUUCUAAAUAACAAUGGGAAGAUACAAUUCAAUAAAGACAAACGCACAAAAGGUGUAGAGAUCGGUGAACGAAGGUAAAAGCAGGAGGACCAAGAAAAUUAAUAUAUUAAUAAUUCAUUAAAGCACAGUUCGAUUAUACUGAUGAGUGAUAUUUCAGAUAUUUAUGUAUUUCAAGACUAUGUUCAAAUUCAGUUUAUUUUGUUCAACGUCAGUGAUAUGGAAACCAAAAUCACUGUUAAACUUUAACAUAAUACACAUUAUAGUUAGGUAAUAUUUGAGUUUAUGUUUACUAAAAUAUAACAAUCUAAUUGUCUUAAACAUAUUUAUUGGCAAGAAAGAAGAGCAAUCUUUUGCGCUAAUUUUGUUGAUUGAUUAACUGCCUAGUGUGAUACUUUAAGACUUCAUGGUUUUGAUAAGUUUUAUUUCACAUAACUUAUUGCUACAUUUUGAAACAUGAAGUGGAUAAUCAUCUAUGUAAAUUGUUAAGGUUCUCUCUUAAUGUACUGGAUUGAUAAAUACUUGUGUUAAAUCGGAUAUUUAGGCACUUGAAGUAUUAGUAUUUCGUGUACAAUUUAGAGCUUUACAAGUGACUGUAGAGCAGAUCAGUUAUGCAUAGCAAGUUUGAAUAGUUAGGAUGAUGUUAUGCAAAUUAUUAGGUUUGUCUUUAUCAGAGAUCGAUCUUAGCUUAAAAAUCAUCCCAAACUAGUGAGCAGUGAACUGAAGUUUCAUCUUUAUUUAGGACUACUCAUCAGUGACGGAAUAGGACCAUACACCAAAUUGAACCUAGAAACUCCAUGCUUCAUGCCGAUUGUAUUACUUUUGAACUACAGAGUUGAAGACCAUUGUUUGACAUUUUGAAGUUCAGUAAAUUUGCUGUGCAACCCAUGGGUAAUUUGAAUUUGUUGCCGAAAUCAAUAUUACUUUUGGUCAGAAUAAAGUUCACCAGUAAUGCUAGCUUUUAUCAUAGGGCAUUAUUAUCUGUAAAACUAUUUGUUAGAAUUAGUAGAAAAAAAUGAUGACAAAUCAAUUGUCGACGAAGAUGUUAGACUAAGUUUUUUAAAAAAUGACUGUAAGAUAUGGAAUAUCAACCAGUAUAGCUCAUUUUUGAUUGAGAUCAUGAAUCGAUCAAUGUUAGACCAACAUUGAAAACCUGGAAGCAUUGGACGGCUGUUUCGUCUCAGCACGGGACUCCUCAGCAGUACGCGUCAGUGAUUCUGCGCACGGGAAUGGAACCCAGGACCUUCGGUUUCGCGUGCGAACGCUUAACCUCUAAACCACUGAGCUGGCAUUCAACGGUGUUAACGUCUAACUUCAAUCGACCCAUGAUCUUGAGCAACUCAUUUUCUGAGGUCGAUAACUGUCAUACAGCAGACAUGGAUUGGGCUCCACUAAUCAGGGGUUCUCACUAGAACUGUGAACAUAUAACAAUCUCUAUGAUCAAUACACGCAGAUGCGCACUACCGAGGAGUCCCAUAUUAGAACGAAACGGCCGUCCAGUUCUUACAGGUUUUUAGUGAUGGUCCAAUAUUAAUCAUUCAUGAUCUUAAUCAAAACUCAAUAAUCUCCACAUACCUAUAAUGAUAGUACAUUUUACAAAUUACUGAAUGUUAAUCUAUACAGUAUUCCAUAACAACUAUGAAUUGUUGAAUUCAUUAGCUUACUAGUAAAUACAGUUUGUUUGGCUUAAUUUGCGAAUAUUGAAACCUUUCAAUUCCGGUCUCUUAGUUAAAUUUACUGAAAUAAUAACAGUUUAUAAAAAUUACUACUAUUCUAUCAAUAACAUUUAUUUUGUGUUCAGUGAUUGUUUCUAAGUAAUUAUUAGAAUAUUCUAGAGACUGUUCAUUAAAAGUUAAUCAUAACUCUUACAAUCUCUUUCUAAAAAUAUAAAUAGUUUUCAGCAAAGAUGGAUAGUGGUUAGCAGUGGAAUCCAGAACGUGUGUUUUCUCGUCCUAUUUGGGACUCGUCAGCUGGAUGUACCUUCCACUGCUAGCCACUAUCCAUCUGUGCUUUAAAAAAGCUUGUGAUUUAAGGCUAAAUAUCGAGUCAAUCCGAACAGGAUGCACAUAUGCCAACAUAAGAUUGAUGAAUUGCAGUUCUAAAUAACAAUAGGAAGUUACAAGUAAAACAUCAC